CAGCCAGUUAACUGGAUUCUUCUACGUUUUCACCAAAUUGAAGGGAAUGGCCGAUAAGAGAAGAGAUAGAAGAACGCCCUCAGGAACUUGGAGAAACCAAAACAGAAAGCCAGUUCUUGAUUCUGACGGUAAUAUUUUGUAUGUGAAAAAACAAUUUAGAUUUGAAGAAACAGGCAAGAAAAACCAAAACGGCCUUUGGUUAAUGACCGAGUUCUCAUCCAAAUAUGAAGGGCGUAAGGGAGAGUAUGUUCUGUGUAGAAUCUAUAACAAAGAUGCACUUGGAAGGAAGAGAGAAUAUUCUGUCGAGAAAGAAGAAGGAAACGGAAAAUCAAAGAAGAUGCGACAGGACAAUCUUGGCUAUGCCUACUGGGAGAAUGAGAAUUUUGGAGAUCCUAAUCCUAGCUUAGAGAGACAGGACAAUCUUGUUUCAGCCUACUGUGAGAAUGAAAAUUUUGGAGAUCCUAACCCUAGAUUAGAGAGAACUCCAGAACAUGCAGAUAAUGAUGAUUUACUGUUUUGGGAUGAUAUUUUAUUCUAUGAUCAGUGUCCUUAAAUUUUGAAGCUGAGAGCUAUCCAAUACUGCUCCAACUCCAAAACUUCACAAAGUGGGACAAUCACUUUUUAACUUCAAACUGUAAGUGUAAUUCUCUUUCAAAAAAAAAGUAUAAUUGAGUUUGAACUCCAACUUGUUAUAUAUAUAUACAUAUGGUGGUUC
Messenger RNA from Jatropha curcas, 715 nucleotides. Its product is annotated as NAC domain-containing protein 37. The record is from RefSeq and is a predicted model, not a curated record. NCBI's taxonomy places the organism in Eukaryota, Viridiplantae, Streptophyta, Magnoliopsida, Malpighiales, Euphorbiaceae. Gene Ontology annotation, biological process: regulation of DNA-templated transcription; system development. Gene Ontology annotation, molecular function: DNA binding.